UCUCCCCUGCUCUCUAUUGAGUCUAUUCUGAAUCCCUUCGAUUCUAUCUAAACCCUAACCCACUCCCCUCAAUUUCAUUUUAAGAGUGAAAAACCAUUUCCUUAUCAACAAGCCCAGAACGUUCUCGUUUGCGCCUCUGGUCUGAAAAAAUGGCGACUGCAAACACUCUCUCUUCGGCCUCCAUCCUCUGCUCUUCACGCCAGGAUCAUGAACGAGCACUUUGACUCAGCUAAUGUAAAGGACAUUGCUUUCGACCAGAGCUCCAGAGCUGCUCUUCAAGCUGGCAUCGACAAGCUUGCUGAUGAUGUUGCUCUCACUCUUGGCCCUAGAGGGAGGAAUGUUUUGUUGGAUGAGUUUGGAAGUCCCGAGGUUGUGAACGAUGGAGUCACCAUUGCUAGAGCUAUUGAGUUACCUGACGCCAUGGAGAAUGCUGGUGCAGCACUUAUCCGUCAGGAAUGGAGAAGAGUUUACGUGAUGCAGCACAUAGAAAUGGCAUCUAGAGCUUCCGAGGUGAUUGCGUUUGUUACGGAGUGGCCUGCUGCGUUAUCCGUAGAUUGAUACUUUUGAUUCUUAAAAUUGGAAAGUUCUUGUCUUUAUAGCUAAAAAUUCAAUCUGUUUUGUACCUAUUUAGGAACUUGUAGAGAUGGUUAUGAUAAUGUAUGGGAAUGUUAUGUGAUAAAAAGAA
Molecule: messenger RNA, 685 nt
Organism: Raphanus sativus (radish)
Lineage: Eukaryota; Viridiplantae; Streptophyta; Magnoliopsida; Brassicales; Brassicaceae
Product: ruBisCO large subunit-binding protein subunit alpha, chloroplastic-like
Exons: 4
Coding region: 208-558 (116 amino acids)
Biological process (GO): protein refolding
Molecular function (GO): ATP-dependent protein folding chaperone
Source: RefSeq, a predicted model, not a curated record